This is a messenger RNA of Bathycoccus prasinos, 1158 nucleotides long. Its product is annotated as dihydrodipicolinate synthase. Lineage: Eukaryota; Viridiplantae; Chlorophyta; Mamiellophyceae; Mamiellales; Bathycoccaceae. The coding region runs from base 1 to 1158 and encodes 385 amino acids. The record is from RefSeq and is a predicted model, not a curated record. Gene Ontology annotation, molecular function: 4-hydroxy-tetrahydrodipicolinate synthase activity. The transcript has a single exon.
AUGCUGUCUUCGUGUUUGUGCGUUUCUUCUUCACCGAAAAUCGUCCUCGAAAAGCAUCAGCAGCGGAUGCAAACGAAGACGUUUACGAAGACGAGUUGUGGAUUUAAAAACUCGCCGUCGCCGACAAAAUCAUCAUCAUCUUCGAGAAGAGACUCCUCCACACGUGCCUCCAUCCACACGCAAGUGUUCGCGACAAACAACAAGAGUAAGUCUAAACAAGCUUUAGUCGAUGAAGUUAAAAAAUGUUCCUUAAUUACGGCGAUUAAAACGCCGUAUUUAAAAAGCGGGAAGAUCGACUUACCAAAGUACGACGUUUUGGUCGAGCAGCAAAUAGCCGGCGGCGUGCAAGGCUUAGUCGUCGGAGGGACGACUGGCGAGGGACAACUGAUGAGCUGGGACGAACACAUCAUGCUGAUUGCACACACGAGCAAAAUAUACGGGGACGAUUUACUCGUGAUUGGGAACACCGGGUCGAACUCGACGCGGGAAGCCGUACACGCGACUUCGCAAGGGUUCGCCGUCGGGAUGGACGCGGCGUUGCAGAUAAACCCGUAUUACGGGAAAACGAGUCGAGCUGGGUUGAUGAAGCAUUUCGGGGCGGUUUUAGAUUUCGGGCCGACGAUCGUGUAUAACGUUCCCGCGCGAACAACGCAAGAUAUUCCGUCGGAGGUUAUUUUUGAGCUGGCGAAGCAUCCGAACUUUGCCGGAGUGAAAGAAUGCGAAGGCAACGAACGCAUUCGCAAUUACACGAAGAAUGGAGUCACGUGUUGGUCCGGGAACGACGACGAGGCGCACGACGCGAAGUGGGACGCCGGCGCGGCUGGGGUUAUUUCCGUCACCUCGAACGUUGCCCCGAAACUCAUGCGAGAACUCAUGCUCGGCCCGAAGCCAAACCCGAAAUUGAGAGACGAUUUGAUCCCUCUCAUGCGAUGGUUGUUCAAAGAACCGAACCCAAUCGGCGUGAACACCGCACUCGCGAUGCUGGGAUGCGCAGAACCAGUCUUCCGCUUGCCGUACGCGCCGUACGAUGAAAAAACCAGACAAGAAGGUAAAAAAAUAAUGGAAACGGUUGGCCUCGAGCACUUCGUCGACGCCGGUGACGGCGCUCGUAUUCGAGACGUGCGAGACGACGAGUUUAUUUUGUUGGACGAGUGGUAA